CAGGAGCUGCUGAAGAAAAGCAAAUAUCCUGUUCCCAGUCAUCAGGAGAACCUCGUCAUGCUGAAAUCAGGGAUUAAAUGUGAAAAAACGGAAUCUAGCAUAAGCUCCAGUACUCAAGUGUCCACUGAGGAUCUCUGUGCUAACACGUCUCACAGUGAUCCUCAGGAAGAUACCGGAAAGGAUAGUCUCUACAUCUGCUCAGACUGUGGGAAAAGUUUCACUCAACAAAGUCGCAUCAAGCGACACCAACGGACUCACACAGCAGACAAACCACACGAGUGCUCAGAAUGUGGAAAGAGUUUUAGGGAGAAAUGUACUCUACAAAGACAUCAGCGCAUUCAUACUGGAGAGAAACCAUACCAGUGUUCAGAGUGUGGGGAAACAUUUGCCCGGCUGGGUCACCUCCAAACACAUCAGCGCAUUCACACUGGUGAAAAACCAUACAACUGCUCAGAGUGUGGGAAAGGUUUUGCUCGGCUGGAUCAUCUCUAUAUGCACCAGCGUGUUCAUACUGGAGAGAAACCAUAUCCGUGCUCAGAAUGUGGGAAAAGUUUUGCUCGGCUGGGCGAUCUCCAUAUGCAUCAGCGUAUUCACUCUGGAGAGAAACUGUAUCGGUGCUUAGAAUGUGGGAAAAGAUUUAAUCAGAAGAUUAAUCUUCAGCGACACCAACUCAUUCACACGGGAGAAAAAUCGUAUGAGUGCUCAGAUUGUGGAAAGUGUUUUAGACACAAAGGUACCCUUCAAUCUCACCAACGCAUUCACACUGGAGAGAGGCCUUUUCAGUGCUCAGAGUGUGGGAAGAGUUUUAUGCGACAGAGUAAUCUCCAACAGCACCAACGCAUUCACACAGGAGAGAAGCCAUACGAGUGCUCAGAGUGUGGGAAAAGAUUUAGAGAAAAGGGUGCACUUCAGAAACACAACCUUACUCACACCAGACAGAAACCGUGUGACUGGUCAGUGUUUUAGUGAUGUUAGUGAGGAGAGUUAAGGUUUUUCAUCAUUAACUCCUCCAUAACUAAUGGAGGAGUUAAAAUUUGCAAAUGUAUGAAGUGGUGAGGUGCAGGACCUAUGGACAAAAAGUAUUUUUUUUUAUGUGGAAUGUGAUAAAUUAAGAAAUUAUAAGAAGUAGUUUGGUGUGUGUGUGUGUGUGAUCACUGUGGACCUAUACCUCAGUCUCUUAUGCUUGACUCAUUACAGUGUAAAUAACCGUUUACUACAUGGCCAUUUACUCAUUACAGCAGCCAUGAGCACAUUUACUAAGAUUUUGAUUAUUUACUCCUGACCUUUGCAUGAAAAUAGCCUACACUAAACCACCCAUUUGAAAAGAGUAACAGUGAAUAAUCUGGUUUUAAUUAUUAUCAUAUUAUAUAUCAUAUUAUAAUUAUGCACUAUCAAUUUAUAGUAGCCUGAUAUAAUGUUCCAGUGAGUCAUAGACUUGUCUAUCACUCAUUUCAGCGUCCAUGACACGUUUAGUUGUAUUACAAUCAUUUACACCAUAUACUCAUUGUUCCUUCAGACAAAAAGUAAAAUCAUAUAUAUUUUGAAUAUUCCUAGAGUUAUUUAAGUGUUAAUAUCUGGUUAAUCCAGCCCACGGGAGUGCCAGCUCCAUUGGAUGAAGAUGUUAUCACAACUUUUACAAUGUGUUUAACAACUUGAAAACUCAUCCUGCAACAACAGUAUAACAAAUAUGAUUGUACGAUUCUAAAUUAUAGUAUGAAAUGCAUCACAGGCAAGUCUUAUUCUUGUAUUUGUUAGUUUGUGUAUGGAAAUAUGUAAACAACUGUAACUCUGCAGUGCUGUUAACUGAAUAAACGCUGGUCAAUUA
Messenger RNA from Astyanax mexicanus (Mexican tetra), 1825 nucleotides. Its product is annotated as gastrula zinc finger protein XlCGF7.1-like. NCBI's taxonomy places the organism in Eukaryota, Metazoa, Chordata, Actinopteri, Characiformes, Acestrorhamphidae. Gene Ontology annotation, molecular function: RNA polymerase II cis-regulatory region sequence-specific DNA binding; DNA-binding transcription factor activity, RNA polymerase II-specific. Gene Ontology annotation, biological process: regulation of transcription by RNA polymerase II. The transcript has 2 exons. The record is from RefSeq and is a predicted model, not a curated record. Bases 58 to 966 code for a protein of 302 amino acids.